GUGACCGUGGGUGAAGCCGAAAGAACCGUGGGUGUCUGUAACAUUUCCAAUCUCUCGGCUGUCUGUACCUGAAGCGAUCGAGUCGAUCCUCCGCAGCUUCUCAUAAAUGGCUCUCCCCUCCAUUGGUCCAGGCAUUCAGGCGAGCCUCGUCUCCUCCCCCUAACGUGCUGGGGUCAGCGAUGAUCCCCUCCUCUUUCCUUUGCGUGUACAUAUCCCCCUGUUCUUAAUCAGUCCUUCCCUCUGUUUACUUCAUUUCUUCCUUCCUUCCUUCCCUCCGGUUCUGUUCUGUUCUGUUCUGUACCUGUUUUUCUCCCCGACGUCGUCACAUGAAAACUCCCCCGCCGCAAGCACAUGAUAGUCGCCGUAUUGACAGACAACAAUCGCAUUCUGUUACCCACCACUAUAUAAUCCCAGACGAACCACCAUGCCAUCUGCACGACCUUCCGCCUCCCUGGCGUCCAGCUCCUCCGAACCGUCCUUCUCCCCCCUGCCUGGCGGCGCACCCAACCAGCCGGACGAUCACGAUCGUUCGCCGGUGACCACCCCCACCGGCAACUCCAAGCCGGCCGAGGCCUCGUCGGCAGCCAACUCACAGGACAAGGAAAAGCCGCGGCUCACAGAGCAGGAGAAGAAGAACAACCACAUUGCGUCGGAGCAGAAACGGCGCGCGGCGAUUCGGGAGGGCUUUGAUCGAUUGACGGAGCUGGUGCCAGGACUGGAGGGACAGGGUCGCAGUGAGAGUAUUGUGUUGCGUAAGACGGUGGAUUUUAUCCAACUGCAGCUGCGGGAGCGACAGGAGUUAAUGGCGGAGAUUGAGCGACGGGGAGGACGCGUUGAUGAUUCGUUUCAAAACUGAUUGAAUUAUAUGUGACUUGAUUUGGGAAAAGUCCGGCGCUGUGGGUAGUGCGAUAGCAGUGAUGAUACUAAGGACUGUAUCGAUGCUAGGGUUUGUUCUUUUCUACGAGGUGCUCGGUGAGUACUCGGGUUUGGCGUUGUGAUGGGAUAUAUAGGACGAUGUUCCGGCCAGGAUUGCUCUGCAUAUACACUGGAGCAGCUGGUACUGGGCUGGGAGUUUAGGUUCUUAGGAACUGCGCGAAUGCAGCAGACAAUUGCAGCAGACCAUGACAAGUCAUGAUUAUUUGUAGGCGAUAGCUACACGAGUAUUGUUACUACUCAAAAG
This is a messenger RNA of Aspergillus sclerotioniger CBS 115572, 1180 nucleotides long. RefSeq names its product helix-loop-helix DNA-binding domain protein. Gene Ontology annotation, biological process: regulation of transcription by RNA polymerase II. Gene Ontology annotation, molecular function: DNA-binding transcription factor activity, RNA polymerase II-specific; protein dimerization activity; RNA polymerase II cis-regulatory region sequence-specific DNA binding. NCBI's taxonomy places the organism in Eukaryota, Fungi, Ascomycota, Eurotiomycetes, Eurotiales, Aspergillaceae. The record is from RefSeq and is a predicted model, not a curated record. The coding region runs from base 425 to 856 and encodes 143 amino acids. The transcript has a single exon.